CUGAUCAGCUGAGCGGCGAGUGACGCUUAGCGGCGGCGGCGGCCGGCGGCGAGGUGAGGUGGAGAUGGGGAUGGGGAUGGAUUGGUACGCGUGGCUGGCGAAGACGGGAUUGGCGCCGGCGCUGGCGUACGAGUACGGGAGGCUGUUCAACCAGAACGAGCUGGAGCGCGGCGACGCGGCGCACUUCGACCACGACCUGCUCAAGAGCAUGGGGAUCGCCGUUGCCAAGCACCGCCUCGAGAUCCUCAAGCUCGCCAGGAAGGACGCCGCGGCCGCCGGCGGGGAGGGGGAGGAUUCCUCGUCGGCGUACGCGCGGCUCGUGCGGAAGGCCGGGUGGUGCAUAGCCCGGUGCGCGCGGCGCCUGGCGCGACGCGGCGGCGGGGGAGGAGGAGGAGGGAAGGGGUCGUCGGUCACCGUGGUGCCGAGGAUAUGCAGCGGCGACGACGCCGUCCGCGUCGGCGCCGUGCAGCAGACGAGGAGGAGGAGGAGCGUCAAGAAGAUGGUGCUCAUGAUCACCGACGGCGCCGCCGUCGCGAGGGGCGGCGGCGGCGGCGGCCGGUUCUCUGGGUCGCAGAAGGCGAGCCUGAUGUUCCACGACUGCUACGAGGACGACGACGUCGACGUCGACGAGGAGGCGCAGUGCGGCGCCGGGCCAGUGGGGGACGGCGAGGAGGACGAGGAGGAGGAACGGUGCUCCGACGGCGGCGGCGCCGACGGCGAGAUCAAGUGGGACUCCAUGUUCCAGGACCUGAAACCGACGUGAUGACAUCAGCAAAUUGAAGUAGUUUGGUUAAUUUGCGAGCUGUGUGUAGCGUUUUAAUGGUGAGAGAAUUUUUGCAACUCUCUUGUGUGGUGCGAGAGCUUAAUUAGAAGAGAAAAAAAAAACAACCCGGAAAUGUGCGUGCGUUUGCCACCCCGUUUAGUCGACAAUAAUAUCGAUCGCAAAUGUUUUGAUUGAGUGAGUGAGAUUAAUUGAAGGUCAACGUUGAGCUGCA
This is a messenger RNA of Oryza brachyantha (malo sina), 995 nucleotides long. RefSeq lists its product as uncharacterized. The coding region runs from base 65 to 763 and encodes 232 amino acids. Lineage: Eukaryota; Viridiplantae; Streptophyta; Magnoliopsida; Poales; Poaceae. The transcript has a single exon. The record is from RefSeq and is a predicted model, not a curated record.